This is a messenger RNA of Pseudozyma flocculosa PF-1, 1167 nucleotides long. RefSeq lists its product as uncharacterized. Gene Ontology annotation, cellular component: cytoplasm. Gene Ontology annotation, biological process: pyrimidine nucleotide biosynthetic process; 'de novo' pyrimidine nucleobase biosynthetic process. The transcript has 2 exons. Gene Ontology annotation, molecular function: dihydroorotase activity. Lineage: Eukaryota; Fungi; Basidiomycota; Ustilaginomycetes; Ustilaginales; Ustilaginaceae. Bases 1 to 1167 code for a protein of 388 amino acids. The record is from RefSeq and is a predicted model, not a curated record.
AUGAGCGCGCCCGACGAGCUGACGAUACCCUCGCCCGCCGACUUCCACGUCCACCUGCGGCAGGGUGCCAUGUCGGAGCUCGUGACGCCCCACGUCGGCGAGGGCGGCAUCUCGCUGGCCUAUGUCAUGCCCAACCUCGUCCCGCCGCUGACGACGGCCGCCGACGCCGAGUCGUACAUCUCGCAGCUGCACAAGCUCUCGCCCUCGACCCACUUCCUCGCCACGCUCUACCUCAGCCCUUCCCUCACCCCAGAGGAGAUCCGCAAGGCCGCAGCGGCGGGCAUCGUCCGCGGCGUCAAGUCGUAUCCGCGCGGCGUCACGACCAACUCGGACGGCGGCAUCGAGGACUACGAGACCUACUACCCCAUCUUCGAGGAAAUGGAGCGCUGCAACCUCGUCCUCAACCUCCACGGCGAGCUGCCCAGCGACAUCGACCGCGGCAUCUGCGUCAUGAACGCAGAGCAUGAGUUCCUCGCACACCUCCACAAGAUCCACAACCGCUUCCCCAACCUCCGCAUCGUCCUCGAGCACGCCACCACCGCAAAGGCCGUCGAGGCCGUCAAGGCCUGCGGCGACACGGUCGGAUGCACAAUCACCCCGCACCACCUCCAGCUCGUCGUCGACGACUGGGCCGGCAAGCCCCUCAACUUUUGCAAGCCCGUCGCAAAGCUCCCCAGCGACAGGCAGGCCCUCCGCGACGUCAUCCGCUCCGGCCACCCGCGCUUCUUCCUCGGCUCGGACUCGGCGCCGCACCCCCUCGCCAACAAGUACCCCUCGGCCGUCACCCACGGCGCUCCCGGCGUGCGUCCGGCGGCAUCCGGCGACGACCUCGAGCCCACGGGCGUCAUCGCGUGCGGCUGCGCUGCCGGCGUCUACACGUCGCCCAUCCUCGUCCCGCUUUGCGCCACGCUGCUCGAGAGCUUCGGCGCCCUGGACCAGCUGGCAAACUACGUCAGCCUCAACGGCCGCAAGUUCUACGGCUACGACCAGCCCGACCAGCUCGCCAAGGGCACCAUCAAGCUCCGCAGGACACAGGCGCCGUCCAACGUAGUCCCGCCCGUCUACGUCCACCCCAAGUGCCAGGCGAUGGGCGACGGCGACACGGACAAAGUCCAGGUCGUCCCCUUCUGGGCCGGCAAGAAGCUCGCCUGGGAGAUUGUCAACUAG